Poeciliopsis prolifica (blackstripe livebearer) is the source of this 1079-nucleotide messenger RNA. It is a transcript of the gene tnnt2c, whose product is annotated as troponin T2c, cardiac. Lineage: Eukaryota; Metazoa; Chordata; Actinopteri; Cyprinodontiformes; Poeciliidae. Gene Ontology annotation, biological process: sarcomere organization; regulation of muscle contraction; cardiac muscle contraction. Bases 60 to 815 code for a protein of 251 amino acids. The transcript has a single exon. Gene Ontology annotation, molecular function: troponin I binding; tropomyosin binding; troponin C binding. The record is from RefSeq and is a predicted model, not a curated record. Gene Ontology annotation, cellular component: troponin complex.
CUCCAGUUAUUUUCUGUGCUCACAACUCCAGCUGGUCUGUUCUGCUCAGAGGAUCCAACAUGUCAGACACUGAGGAGAUUGUGGAGGAAUAUGAAGAGGAGGAAGAGGAUGAAAACAUGCAUGACAAAGGGUCCAAACAAUGGUUUAAAACCACUUAUAUACCAAACAUGGCUCCUCCAAAGCUCCCUGAUGGAGAGAAGGUAGACUUUGAUGAUCUCCACCGGAAAAGAGUGGAGAAGGAUUACAAUGACCUCCAAACGCUCAUCGAUCAGCAUUUCUCCUGCCGCCAGAAGGAGGAGGAAGAGCUGAUUGCUCUGCGCAGCCGUAUUGAACAGCGCCGCGCUGAUCGGGCCGAGCAGCAGAGAGUCCGAGCAGAACAGGAGCGAGAGCGCCAAGCUCGGGUGGUAGAGGAGAGGUCGAGGCGUGAAGAGGAGGCCGCCAAGCUGCGGGCUGAGGAGGAGGCCAAGAAGAAGAAGAUAUUCUCCAACAAGUCCUUUGGGGGUUACCUGCAGAAGGUCGACCAGAAGAAGGGCAAGAAGCUAACAGCCCGCGAGGAGAAGAAGAAAGCCCUGAUGGAGCGCAGGAAGCCACUCAACAUCGACCAUCUGAGCCAGGAGAAGCUGGUGGAGAAGGUGCAGGACCUGUGGAAGUGGCUCCACCAGCUGCACGCCGAGAAGUUUGAGCUGGCUGAGAAGCUGAAGAUGCAAAAAUAUGAAAUCCACGUUCUCCGGAACCGAGUCAGCGACCACCAGAGAGGCUCCAAAACGUCCAAGAGCUCCCGCAGGGCCAAAGGGAAAGCUGGUUCCUGGAAGUAAAGCUCAGGGUCCACAACAACUUAGAAGCUAAGGUCCGUUUGGACUUUUUGGUGCAGAUGCCUUUUCAACUGAACACUCAGGGGACUGAAGGGAGUCAUAUGAAUUAAUUAAUUAAAUUGAGUCUUCAAAAAAAACAAUCCAUCUAUAAAAUGUUUUGGUAAAUCUUUAAAUUUUUCCUCAAACCCUCCUGAAGAUUAUUUCUGUUUAUUGUUGACGCGCUAAGACUUGUGUACCUUUCAUUAAAGCUAUUCUGUCUAUUUUUAA